This is a messenger RNA of Quercus lobata, 1502 nucleotides long. RefSeq names its product receptor kinase-like protein Xa21. The record is from RefSeq and is a predicted model, not a curated record. Gene Ontology annotation, molecular function: ATP binding; protein binding; protein kinase activity. Gene Ontology annotation, biological process: protein phosphorylation. Bases 1 to 1383 code for a protein of 460 amino acids. The transcript is spliced from 3 exons. Lineage: Eukaryota; Viridiplantae; Streptophyta; Magnoliopsida; Fagales; Fagaceae.
AUGGAGGGUAAUUUCUUUCAAGGAGCAAUUCCAAUAUACUUGAGUUCUUUAAGAGGUAUUCAAGUCAUGGAUCUUUCUCGAAACAACUUGUCUAGUCAAAUUCCAAAUUUCUUGGAGAAACUUUCCCUGAAGAAUUUAAAUUUAUCCUUCAAUGAUUUUGAAGGAGAGGUUCCAACAAAAGGAGUGUUCGCAAAUUCUAGUGCAAUAUCACUCAUCGGAAAUAGUAGGCUAUGUGGGGGCAUAUCAGAAUUAAAGUUUCCUAGAUGCUUAACAAAAGAAGAGAAGAAAGCAAAGUGGCCUCUUGCAGUCAAAGUGGCAAUCUCAAUGGCAUGUGUGAUUCCGGUAGUAACCAUAAUGUCAUUUUUCUUAUUUUGUCGGCACAAAAGUCAAAGAAAAGAUAAUUCUUCAGAAUCUUCUUUAAGGCAAUCACUUUUGAAAGUGUCUUACCAAGUGCUCCUUAAAGCAACUGAUGGAUUUUCGCCAACAAGUUUGAUUGGUGUGGGUAGCUUUGGCUCGGUCUAUAAAGGUAUCCUUGGUGAGGAUGAAUCAAUUGUUGCAGUCAAGGUAAUAAAUAUUCAACGUCAAGGAGCUUCUAAGAGCUUCAUCUCCGAGUGUGAAGCCUUGAAAAAUAUUCGUCAUCGGAAUCUUGUGAAAAUCAUUACUUCCUGCUCAAGUGUGGAUUUUCAUGGCAAUGAUUUUAAGGCUCUUGUUUUUGAGUUCAUGCCGAAUGGAAGUUUAGAAAAUUGGUUGCAUAUGGAUUUGGAAACAAAUACCAGGCAAGUAGAUAUACAAAAUUUGAACCUUGUUCAAAGAAUAAGCAUUGCCAUUGAUGUUGCCUGUGCACUCGAUUACCUACAUCACCGUUGCCCAAUGCCAAUUGUUCAUUGUGAUCUAAAGCCAAGUAAUAUUCUUUUUGAUUGUGAUAUGAUUGCUCAUAUUGGAGAUUUUGGGCUUGCGAAAUUUCUUUUAGAACUUACAAAUCCGAAACAAAGCGACUCAUUUGGAAUAAGGGGAACAAUUGGGUACACUCCUCCAGAGUACGGUGUAGGAUGUGAUGUGUCAACAAAAGGAGAUGUCUACAGCUAUGGAAUCUUAUUAUUGGAGAUGAUAACAGGAAAGAGACCCACAAAUUGUGUGUUUGAGGGUGGCCUUAACCUUCACAACUAUGCUAGCAUGGCAUUGCCUAAUCGUGUAAUAGAGAUUUCAGACCCAAAACUGUUAAACAAUUGUGGAGAUACAGACAGAACAGAGGAGUGUUUAAUAUCCAUGGUCAAGAUUGGAGUAUCAUGCUCUAUGGAGUUGCCACAAGAACGAUGGGACAUUAUCAAGGCCUUGUCUGAGCUGUAUUUGGUUAGAGACAUUCUUCAUGGCGCUCGGAUUUAGCACUACGUUCUUGAAUAUUUAGAAGGCUCAUAAAGUUUUACAAUGGAUGGAAAGACACGUUCGGCGUUCUAGAUAAACAUGCUUAUAGUUUAUCGAGGAGUAUUCUACAUGGUUCUUAU